UAAAAUAACAACACGCCCAAUUGCUGAAGUUGUUUUCGUUUUAUUCAAAGACCUAUAUAAGGAGCCUCCGUGUUAGUCAGCGCCCAGACAGACUCGUUUACGGUGUAGACCUGGCGUGUAGUUCGCGAUGAAGCUGUUCCUUUCUUUGACUCUUAUCUGGUCUUUCUCCAGCACAGCUGGAGCACUUGUGUGUCAGACUUGCACAGAUGACGAUUGUACAAGCACAGUGCCACUAACAUGUGACACAGAGACCAUGUGUAUAACUGCUGCCAUAACAGUGGUUUCAUCGGGAACUCCUGGAACACAAAUCUUCAAAGCAUGUGCAUCGUCCUCCCUGUGUCCAGUCACAAGCUCCCAGACAUUUUCUGUUAACUUGGGUGUUUCAAGUGCACUUGCAUCUGCUACGUGCUGCAACACAGAUAACUGCAACUCAGCCACUCUAUCUUUCCCCACUACUCCAUCACCCAACGGCUUUCAGUGUUAUGUAUGUGACCCUAACACCUCUCUAUGUACCACUUCAAUCACAUGUACUGGAACAGAGGAUCGCUGCUUUCAAGCAAGCGUGUCAGAUGGGGCCACCACUUCUCCUGCCUUUGGUUGUGCAUCUACAAACAUGUGUGCAGCAUCUGCCAGCCUGGGGACACUACCUUUUAUGAACGAUGUUGGCAGUAUAACCAGUGGACCUGCCUGUUGUGGAACUAAUCUAUGUAACACUCUCACAACAACAACUACUGCACCAACCACUACUACUGCACCUAUCACAACUACUGCACCUACCACAACUACUGCACCUACCACACCUAAUGACAACAACUGCUGCAACAACUGUUGCAACUGCUGCAACAACUGCUGUACUAACAACUGCUGCAAAAACUGCUGUACUAACAACUGCUGCAACAACUGCUGAACCAGCACCAAAAACUACUACCACUUCUUUCUUUUUUUCAAGCCCUGUUGCUGUCUUGAGUUGGUGUCUGUCUGAGCUGCUAAUUCCAUAUUUAGUUAAAACACUCUGAUUCGGGUUAAGACAGCACCAAAGCAAUACUUACAUCACUCAGACAUGGGAAAAAAACCUUUUUCACAACUUUUAUUGACACAUUCCACCAUUACAGUGUGUGAUUUUGUGUAUUUCAAAUGAAGCUGAAGCUGUAACAUUAUACGCAGUCAAAAAACAAACAAAACAAAAGUACAUGACUAACUGAAAUAUUAGCAAUGCCAAUGUGCUCGAUUUCUGUAAAGUCAGUGCAUUGCCUAAAAUAAAUCCAAGACACAACAGCAGAAGUGAAAGCUGUAUCUAAAACAUGUUACAGUGUCCCCCCAAUUAAAUCUAAAU
Solea senegalensis (Senegalese sole) is the source of this 1333-nucleotide messenger RNA. Its product is annotated as keratin-associated protein 9-7-like. The coding region runs from base 128 to 907 and encodes 259 amino acids. The record is from RefSeq and is a predicted model, not a curated record. NCBI's taxonomy places the organism in Eukaryota, Metazoa, Chordata, Actinopteri, Pleuronectiformes, Soleidae. The transcript is spliced from 5 exons.